Diaporthe citri is the source of this 930-nucleotide messenger RNA. RefSeq lists its product as uncharacterized. The record is from RefSeq and is a predicted model, not a curated record. The transcript is spliced from 3 exons. Gene Ontology annotation, molecular function: protein binding. Lineage: Eukaryota; Fungi; Ascomycota; Sordariomycetes; Diaporthales; Diaporthaceae. The coding region runs from base 1 to 930 and encodes 309 amino acids.
AUGUAUAACCUCACCAAGGCCGAUGCCUUCCGAAAUCCAGGCUCUGAUCCUGCCUAUGUCCUGGAAAUAACACCAGUGGCGGGAGGACUAGCAGCCAUCUCAUCAGACCAGAAGCUCACGCUGUUCAACCCCCAGAGACUGAGCCAGGGCCCCCUCAAGACAAUACUGACGCCACAUGAGAACAUCAAAUGUGCGAGGACAUUUGAUGCAUCGAACUCAAUCGUCUGCACGGCCGGGUCGAACGGCUCCGUGGCAUUAUGGGACCUGCGCCUGGACGGCUCAAAAGCACGGGUGGCCGCGCCCACGGGCAGUGACGCGCCCAUCGUCUCCCUCGCCUGCAGCUCAACCAGCAACACCAUAGCAGCCGGCACAGAGUACGCGAAUCACCAGGCCUCCAUCUUCAUCUGGGACGCCCGCGGCGGCUCGGCUCCCCGCACGCGCUACAGCGAAGUCCACAGCGACGACGUGACAGAGCUGAACUUCCACCCAACCAACCCCCAAGUCCUCCUCUCGGGCUCGACAGACGGGCUCGUCAACGUCUGCGACACGUCCAUCGCCGACGAGGACGAGGUCGUCGUGCAGGCCUUCAACCACGGCUCCGUGCACCACGCCGGCUUCCUCAACGCCACAGAGGUCUACGCCGUCAGCCACGACGAGCGCUUCGCCCUGUACGACGUCGCCGAGGCCCGCGAGGGCGGCGACGCCACCUGGGCCGUCGGCGACAUCCGCGCCGCCCUCGGGUGCCACCAACAGCUCUUCCAGCUCGUCCACAUGGCCAAGUCGCCGGCCUGGGGCUUCAGCGCCGAGACGAGCGUCGGGCUCCCAGGCGCCCACGGGUCGGAGCUGGUGCGGAGCUUCUGCGUCUUCGACCAGGAGCAGACGGUCUUCACGGCAGGCGAGGAUGGCCAAAUCAUAGCGUGGAGGCCCUAA